Messenger RNA from Verticillium dahliae VdLs.17, 786 nucleotides. Its product is annotated as BAR domain-containing protein. Gene Ontology annotation, molecular function: protein binding; lipid binding. Lineage: Eukaryota; Fungi; Ascomycota; Sordariomycetes; Glomerellales; Plectosphaerellaceae. The record is from RefSeq and is a predicted model, not a curated record. Gene Ontology annotation, biological process: plasma membrane tubulation; actin filament organization; actin cortical patch localization. The coding region runs from base 1 to 786 and encodes 261 amino acids. The transcript is spliced from 7 exons. Gene Ontology annotation, cellular component: actin cortical patch; mating projection tip; Rvs161p-Rvs167p complex.
AUGUCGUGGGCAGGCUUCAAGAAGAAUGUCAACCGCGCGACGACGCAGGUCAUGAUGAAGACGGGCCAUGUGGAGCGAACAAACGAUCGUGAUUACGAGGUCGAAGAGAGACGAUUCAAGACCAUGGAGGCUGCUGCCUUGAGGCUACAGAAGGAGUCCAAGGGCUACCUCGACUCGCUACGAGCCAUGACUGCUUCCCAGAUGCGAAUUGCCGAGACGAUAGACGCCUUUUACGGAGACUCUGGUGCGAGAGACGGUGUGAGCAGGAGUUACAAGCAGGCCGUGGAGGAUCUUGACGCCGAGACGAUCAAGUCACUAGACGGACCAUACCAAACGACCGUCUUGCAACCCAUCUCCCGAUUCUGUGCUUACUUCCCAGACGUCAACGAAUGCAUCAAGAAGCGCGGCCACAAGCUGCUCGACUACGACUCGCUGCGCGCCAAGGUGAAGAAGCUCGCCGAGAAGCCGGACAAGGACGUGACCAAGCUGCCGCGCGCCGAGAAGGAAAUGGAAAUGGCCAAGGCGGCGUACGAGCAGCUCAACGAGCAGCUCUCGACCGAGCUGCCGCAGCUCAUCGACCUCCGCGUCCCCUACCUCGACCCGAGCUUCGAGGCCCUCGUCAAGAUCCAGCUGCGCUUCUGCGCCGAGGCCUACAGCCGCAUGGCCCAGGUGCAGCAGUACCUCGACGCCGACACGCGGGAGCAGUACGCGCAAGGCCACCUCGACGCAAGGGUCGAGCAGGUCCUGCAGGAGAUUCGCGAGCUGAGCAUCGGCGGGACGGUCUGA